ACAUGCUAUUAACGGAACUAUAGAUAAGAUAACGGGUAAAUUGAUGGCACGGUGGAAGAACUAAACCGGUGUACGACCGUGAAAUUGCAUUACGGUGCUUAGGAAGCAUACAGUCUUUUUGCAGACAGCUGAAGGUUUUGCAGACAGCUGAAGGUAGGAUGCAGCGCAGCAUCAUUCAGCUGACAGCUAGUUAGCUAGCUGGCUAAUAUUUGCUAACGCGUUGUCCAGCUAACGUUAGCGAACAGGCUAGUUAUACUGCCAUGCAUAAAAACAAAAUUUCUGUCAUGUAAUGUAUACAUGAAUAAAUAGUUUAUUGGAGGUGGUAUUUGAAUGAUUCUGCAUUACUUGAAUGCCGGUGGGUUAUCAGAACAGAAGGGACUGCGAACGGUAAUCCCGAGCUAGCAGACUAUUCAGAUCACUGCCUGGUUUACUGAAGACAGGGCAUCGAUUUUGGUAGUCUAAGUCAUGUGGUGGUCAUGGCCUCUGCUCCCUGCCCUGGUGCUCUUCUCUGUACUGUCUGUGGUCCAAGUACAGACAGCACCAUGCCAGACCUGCCGCAAGCUCACUGACAACUUCCUCAAGGGACUGGAGAAAACAUCCAACAAAAAUUUUGGUGGUGGCAACACUGCUUGGGAGGAGGAGAAGCUGGCAAAAUAUGCUCGCAGUGAAACCAGGCUGCUGGAGAUCGUGGAGGCAGCGUGUGAGAAGGCUGACUUUGACUGCAACAGACUCCUGGAGCAGAUCGAGGACCAGGUGGAGACGUGGUGGUUCCACAGGCAGCAGGAGGCACCAGACCUGUUCGAGUGGCUGUGUAUAGAGGAGCUCCAACUAUGUUGCCCUCCAGGACACUUUGGACCAGAAUGCAAAGAGUGUCGGUCCGGCCCCGGGGGAGUUUGUGGCGGUCUGGGCCGCUGUGAGGGAGAGGGCACGCGCCUCGGAGACGGAGAGUGCGUGUGUGACCCGGGGUACUUCGGGCCGCUGUGUCAGAGCUGCGCCGACGGCUACUACCGGGAGAAACGCUCUAAUCACAGUGCACCUGCCUGCGCAGCGUGCUACCACUCUUGUAAGAAGUGCACCGGGCCAGAGGAUGACAAAUGCUUGGACUGCAAACCCGGCUGGCUCCUUCACAACAAUAAGUGUGUUGACACGGACGAGUGUGGCACCGAGCUGGCCCGAUGUCCCUCUAACACCUACUGUCACAACACAGACGGAUCGUACGAGUGCAGAGGCUGUGACCAGGCAUGCGUGGGCUGCAUGGGCAGCGGUCCUGCCCGGUGUAAGAAGUGCGCCCGGGGAUACAAGCUCCGAGGAGCCAAAUGUCUUGAUGUGGAUGAGUGCAGCGAGCGGGCGAUAGCGUGCCCGGGGCUGAACGAGGCGUGUUUCAACGAGGAGGGGUCCUUCCGCUGUGAGUGUGCCGACGGCUUCGUCCGCCGGGACAGCAUCUGUGUGGAGAACCAGCCGCUAAGCGGUCCAGAGAAGGGUCUGUUCGACGACAUGACGGACGAUGAGGUCCUGGUCCUGCAGCAGAUGUUCUUCGGCGUGGUCAUCUGUGCCCUGGCGACGCUCGCUGCCAAGGGCGACAUGGUCUUCACCGCCAUCUUCAUCGGGGGCGUGGCCGCCAUGGCCGGAUACUGGCUGUCGGAAAAGGGCGACCGUGUGCUGGACGGCUUCCUGAAGGGACGCUAGCCUGUCGGGAGGCAGGGAUACGGGAAAGGGGCAGGAGCUCCUUGAAUGCUGAGCCAACGAGGGUGGCAAAGGGGAGAAACGGCUACAGGAAUGCUAGCCACCAAUCAGGGAUGUAACAUACUGCUGGGGGGAGGGGCCUAUACUGAAUAUAAACUGGCCGGGUACUAGUUGAUUUAAGAACCCUGAAAAAGACACUGAGGACAUUGGAGUGUCUGUCUGCA
Molecule: messenger RNA, 1907 nt
Organism: Esox lucius (northern pike)
Lineage: Eukaryota; Metazoa; Chordata; Actinopteri; Esociformes; Esocidae
Gene: creld1b
Product: protein disulfide isomerase Creld1
Exons: 11
Coding region: 466-1686 (406 amino acids)
Molecular function (GO): calcium ion binding
Source: RefSeq, a predicted model, not a curated record